Cannabis sativa is the source of this 477-nucleotide messenger RNA. RefSeq lists its product as uncharacterized. Lineage: Eukaryota; Viridiplantae; Streptophyta; Magnoliopsida; Rosales; Cannabaceae. The transcript has 4 exons. The coding region runs from base 8 to 457 and encodes 149 amino acids. The record is from RefSeq and is a predicted model, not a curated record.
GUCAUCCAUGCUCCAAUUCCAAGUCCAGAAUGAGCUAUUUGGUGUCGCAGAUGACUCUAUUUGGCUUGCUAAGAGUGACAUUCAAGAAUUGUGCACCAUGCAAUACUUGGGAGCCCAACAAAUAGGAGUUUGGUGCAAGUACCUUAAAGAAAGACUGUUGGACAUGGGUGGGUUGAAUCGAGUCUAUGAAUUUUUGAAUCCGGGUGCGAUUGCCACCGAUGCAGGGGAUGAGAGUAAUCGUUGCCAAGCACUAGUCGCUCGAAUGACUAGGAUGACUAAUUCAGAGAAAUGGCUUAUUGCCCCAUAUAAUAAUAGGAAGAUGUUUCACUGGAUGCUUGUAGUCAUCCAGCCAAGUACGCAGACGGUGGCGUACUUGGAUUCAGGCAACGACGACAUCCCGGAUGAUUUGAACUUUAUUAUAUCCACAUCGUUCACAAUGUAUAACCGAAUGGUAUGACGACCUGAUCGACCUAACCA